AUGGACGGGUGGUUGGCUGGGCUGGGCAACGCUUCCAGGUACAACGUGGAGGAGGCGGAGGCGCGUGAGCUGCUCAAGUCGCUGCACAAGAGCGGGCGCGUGCUGCACUACGAGAACUCGCCGGAGCUGGCCGCCACGGUGAUCGUGCGGCCCGACGCCCUCGCCGCGUCGUUCGUGAAGCUGCUCGACGUGCAGGGCGAGUACACCAAGGGCUUCGUGCAGGCCAAGCAGCAGGAGCUCGACGCCCUCCGCCAGGAGCUCCAGGAGCUCGAGGUCACCCGCCAGGGCCUCGAGACCAAGGCCUACCAGCGCGCCGACAACUGGAUCCGCCUCGGCCUCGCCUACAUCGUCCUCCAGGCCGGGUUGGUGGCGCGGUUGACGUGGUGGGAGCUGUCGUGGGACAUCAUGGAGCCCGUCACCUACAUGCUUACCUUCACCACGGGCAUUGGCGCCAUGGCGUACUUCACCCACACGGGUACGGAGUACACGUACGAGGCCCUCAGGCGGCACCUGGCCGAGGGCAGGCUCAAGAAGCUCUACCGCAAGCACAACUUCGACAUCAACCGCUACCAGGAGCUCCAGAGGGCGGUGGUGCAAACCGAGGUGGAGCUGGCGGCUCCCGAGGUGCACCUCCUCAAGUUCCAGACCCUCGCCCUGCAGUAG
Acanthamoeba castellanii str. Neff is the source of this 663-nucleotide messenger RNA. RefSeq lists its product as uncharacterized. The transcript has 4 exons. Gene Ontology annotation, biological process: mitochondrial calcium ion homeostasis; calcium import into the mitochondrion. NCBI's taxonomy places the organism in Eukaryota, Discosea, Longamoebia, Acanthamoebidae. The record is from RefSeq and is a predicted model, not a curated record. Gene Ontology annotation, molecular function: uniporter activity; calcium channel activity. Gene Ontology annotation, cellular component: uniplex complex; mitochondrial inner membrane. Bases 1 to 663 code for a protein of 220 amino acids.